CAACCCUUGUUCCCUCUCCGUAUAUGGUCACCUGGACGCCCAGCGAUGCUCUUGUCGAUUCCACGCCCGAUUUCUGUCCGUGUCCCGUCGCUCUGAGCCCGCAUCCCCGUCCGACUGAGGCGCUGUCCAUGCUGCCCCGAUGCAAUCAAUAGUCCUCCCCCCUUCCUCCUUCAUCACUCCAGACUUCGGACACCCGAGAUUUCUCCCAGGCCCGGAGCGGCUCUCUUUCAAUCGGACCCGGUCAGCCAAUGCUCGUCGCUGCAGUCCCCGGGACCUCCCACUCCCCCGCCCCAUGUCCGGCUCGGUCCAAGCAGAAGACCCGCUGGAAACCACCGGGGAUGCCAGACGCCCUCCGGACCGUUGUCAACCUCCUGCCGAUCCAGCGGCCGUCGCCUCCGCGGGACUGACGGGUUCCAUCCUGACCGCGGCGGCUCCCGCCGCCCCGUCCACGGCCCACGAGCCUGCCUUGCAGCGAGUCAUCGCGACCCCGGCCGACAACCUGCCCCGGCAGCCAUUUCAUGCCUUUGAUCCGUUCGCCUCGCGAGCCCCCAUCUCAUUUUCGGGGCACGGUCCGACGCACUCGUCGGCGUCGGCGUCGGCCUAUCCACCCAUUCCGUUCGGGGCCUCGUCGCCGGGGCCGUCCUCUCGGACGCUGCCGCAGAAGCCCACCCGGCGGACAAAAGCGCACGUCGCAUCCGCGUGUGUCAACUGUAAGAAGAAGCAUCUCGGGUGCGAUCCCGCCAGACCGUGUCGGAGAUGUGUGUUGUCGGGAAAGGAGUCAACGUGCGUUGAUGUCACGCACAAGAAGCGAGGGAGACCUCCCUUGAAAGCAGAAGAGACGUCCCUCCGGACGUACGCCCCGCAAAUGGAGAACGCCCCCGCUGGACACCACGGCAUACAAUCCCGACGAACCCACAUGCACCGGGCGACGUCCUCACGCGAGAUCCGACCCAUGACAGAUCUGCAGAUUCCAGGUGGCCCGAUGGGACCGCGGGCUGCGGCACCCCCCCCUCACCGCUGGGCGCCGGGGAUGUACCCACACGCCGUGGACCCCGCACUCACGAUGCAGAGAAACAUAGGGCAUCGGCGGUUUUCGUCCUCGGGCUCCGCGCAUUCCUUCACCGCGGCGUCACCACCGGCCUUUGUCCCCAUGGCAGGUGGCGGCUACAGCCCAGCCCUAGCCCAGGGGCGCAUGCCCGCCGGGGUGGGACGAUCGCUGUCGUCGUACGGCGCCCCAGCCCUGCAGCCAUCCACCUCACCCCCACAGUACCCGCAGCCCUACAGCGUGCCGAUGUCCCCGUACGCCGAGCCGUCUCGCAUGACAAACCGGCUGUCGAUGGGCGAGCCGCCCAUGCAGCGGGAUCCGCGCGAGUCCUACCUCGAAUCCCCCGUUCGACUGCCCCCGAUCUACCCGCCGACCAUGGCCCAUCCCAGCCCAGGAAGCCAGGGCCAUGGCCAUCGCCUAAGUGAUCCUUAUCAGCCCGUAUGGUCAUCCCCGCACAGUCGCGAGGAGCUAUACCACCAUCACCACCAUCAUCACCACUACCCACCCCAUCCCCACCACCACCAGGAGCUAGAGCAGCGACAAGCGCCACCUCCACCGCCGGGGAUCAUGGACCCGAUCUCGCCGCAAAGUCAGAUGCGUCAGGCGGCUGCUGACCUGGGUUACGGAGAGACGAUGCCGCGGCCAAUAGAGCCGAUGCCGUCAACGACACCCCGGCAUUCGGUAGACUUGUCGAGCGGGCGGGCACGGGACGAACCGCCAAGCGGAGACGCGGACCGGCCCGCCAAACGGCGCAAGAUGGCUUUAGACGACAUGGUGAAUGGUUAGCCUGCAUUAUUCUUCCCUCAAUCGAGACUCCUAUGGAGUCGACCAUAUGACGCAACCCUCUAUCCGCCUUCAAUCAGAUAAAGCACACCCGGAGAGCAAAUCCAAAGAUGCAAGACGCCUUUUCAACGCAUGUAGCAGGAUCUACAGCACCACAACACCAACCAGCUGAUUACAAGGAACACCACGGUUAACGAUACCCACUAUCUACCUACUAAUGUGUACUUUCAAUACACUAUCCUCUCUUUGUUUAUCUGAGCGACCACCAUCGAGUACUAUUACUACACGCAUAUACAACAGCUAUGUACGGAUUAGCAUUGGCAGCGACACCACUAUUACCAGCACUACUCAUUUACUGCACUAUCUACCUAU
Aspergillus candidus is the source of this 2200-nucleotide messenger RNA. RefSeq names its product putative C6 transcription factor (gene sclB). The transcript is spliced from 2 exons. Gene Ontology annotation, molecular function: zinc ion binding; DNA-binding transcription factor activity, RNA polymerase II-specific. Gene Ontology annotation, biological process: regulation of DNA-templated transcription. The record is from RefSeq and is a predicted model, not a curated record. Lineage: Eukaryota; Fungi; Ascomycota; Eurotiomycetes; Eurotiales; Aspergillaceae. Bases 140 to 1831 code for a protein of 563 amino acids.